Syngnathoides biaculeatus (alligator pipefish) is the source of this 1169-nucleotide messenger RNA. RefSeq names its product ATP synthase mitochondrial F1 complex assembly factor 1 (gene atpaf1). The record is from RefSeq and is a predicted model, not a curated record. The transcript has 9 exons. Gene Ontology annotation, cellular component: mitochondrion. Bases 105 to 1055 code for a protein of 316 amino acids. NCBI's taxonomy places the organism in Eukaryota, Metazoa, Chordata, Actinopteri, Syngnathiformes, Syngnathidae. Gene Ontology annotation, biological process: mitochondrial proton-transporting ATP synthase complex assembly.
UUACAUGUUGAAUUGAAUUCGUGGAGGCUAGCCUAUCACAUGUUUUUCAAUUUCCAUUGGUGCGGAACCAAUACAUAUUUCAGAACCUGGCCGGAUUGAAAUUGAUGUCGGACAGGAGCAAUAGAAAGAUGACGGCUGCUCUGGUACAGAUGAGUUGCAUGUAUAGGGGAAUGUUAGCGGUAAGGGCGACGGGUAUCAGGCCGAUAAUACCUGGGCUGAUACCGACUCAGUUUCGGGCCUUCUCUGUGCGAAAAGAUCCAGAGUUGGAGAAUAAUCCUUACUUUCAUAAAUACGAGGAAAAGAUCCAGAAAAUGCGCAGUUCCAAGCCUCAAGAGUUCAAGGCCCGAUUAGAGAAAUGCCACAAUUCCAAGAAAGAAGUGCAUGGAAACUCCAAGGAAGCAGAGUUUAUGAACGUCAUGGAGAAGCAGUUAAAGAAGCGAGACAAGCUGUCGACUGGGAAUGGAAAAGCACGAGGUUUUGUGAAAAAUAUGUCGUUGGGUUCCAUCCUCAAUCUGGAGCUGAUCCAGGACAAGACAGGUGAAGAGAUUGCAGAGCUCUGGAUGAAGUAUUAUGCCACAAAGGAUACCAUCAGCGCUGUCAUUCCAAGUCACACAUUCGAAGUCAUUGUUGCCCGAGCACAGUUGUGUUCAAUGUUCUUAUUUGCGUUGCCACAGAACGAGGGGUAUGAAUUCUUUGUUGGUCAAUGGUCCGGCCACGAGCUCCAUUUCACCUCCCUUGUCAACAUUCAGACUCAUGGAGAGAGUGCUCCUAGUCAGAUGAUCCUCUACCACUACCCAGACUUGAAAGAGAACAAGGGCAUCGUCCUCAUGACAGCAGAGUUGGACCCCAGGUUCAUAACUGUCUCCCAGGCUCAGUGUUUGGCCAAUCAGGUGCAGCUCUUCUAUGGUACGAAGAAGCAAGAGACGUUUCGGUUGGUAGAGACGUUUAACCACCAUCCAGCAGAGUUUAAACACAUGUUGGUGAUUGCAGAGCUGGAGCAGAGUGGCAUAGGAACUGUUCUCAUGCCUACAUCCUCACAGAAAGAGAAGCACUAAGCAGUUUGAUGACAGGGACUCUGCAUGGAAUCUCACUUCAGUUCAGAAGUAAUCUUAUCCAGUUAUGAUGUUGUUGGACGCCUGGAAUUGAAAUAAAUAAACUGAAGCAACACA